Molecule: messenger RNA, 1116 nt
Organism: Cannabis sativa
Lineage: Eukaryota; Viridiplantae; Streptophyta; Magnoliopsida; Rosales; Cannabaceae
Product: GDSL esterase/lipase 7-like
Exons: 5
Coding region: 1-1116 (371 amino acids)
Molecular function (GO): hydrolase activity, acting on ester bonds
Source: RefSeq, a predicted model, not a curated record
AUGGUCAACACUAAGGUCACCUCUUUGGUAUCAAUAAUUACUUUUGUUUUCAUCUUCUUCUUCUUUUUUAUUGAGUUAUCUGAAUCUCAAAAGUUAGCACCAGCAUUGUACAUAUUUGGAGAUUCUAAUGUUGAUGUUGGCAACAACAACAAGCUUGAUAUUAGUGCUAAAACAAACUAUUUACCUUAUGGCAUGGAUUUUCCUGGUGCAACCCCAGGCAGGCCCACUAAUGGUUACAACAUAGCUGAUUUCUUUGCUGAAGCACUUGGAUUAAGUUUACCACCUCCAUUCAAUUCCAUUAACAUUAGCAGUUACACCAAUACUGAAGGUCUCAACUAUGCCUCUUCUAUGUCUGGAAUUCUUGACGAUACAGGCACUGCUAUGUUUCCAGGUAUUACAACCUUAAGGGGACAAAUUGAGAUGUUCAAAAAGACAGUGAGAGAACAGUUAAGAAAAGUUUUAAAGAAGAAGAAUGGAGAAGAAGUGAAGAGACACUUGUCCAAAUCCAUAGUUUUAGUAGUCUCAGGUGUCAAUGACUUUGCUCUCAAUCUUCUUAGGAACGAAAGAAUGGAUCGUCGUUCCAUCGAUCAUGAUGCCUUUUCACAAGAUCUUGUUCAAAAAUAUGCUCAUCUUUUAAUGAGAAUGUAUAACUUGGGAGCUAGAAAAUUUGUUGUGUUUGAUGUUGAAGCCUUGGGUUGUUUGCCAUUUGUAGUAGAUAUGGCUUUCCCAGCAAAACCCAGAUGUGUUGAUGAACUAAACUCUUUGGUUUUCAAUUUCAAUCAAAUGUUAUAUAAAAAGAUAUCACAAUUAGGCAACACCACAAUGAGUGAAGCCACUUUUGUAGUGGCCAAAAAUUAUCACUAUUAUCUCAACUUAGCUCAAAACCCUGCAAAAUUCGGGCUUAAAGAAGGGUUUAAGCCAUGUUGUGGAGUAAACAAAUAUGGGACAUGUGAUAGGUUACAAAAGACUUGUAGAGAUAGAAAGGAUUAUGUUUUCUUUGAUGGAUUUCACCUAACACAACAAGCUUACAAGGUUCUUGCUACUCAAUGCUUCAAUGCUACUUCUUCUGAUGCUGCCUGUGUUCCUAUCAAUCUCCAAAACCUAGCAAAACUAUAA